AUGCGUUGCGCAGCGCUUCCCGCACGAUCGGCAGUGGCUGCUGCGGCAGUGAGCCGUAGCUCAGUCCAAAAGGCGUGUCGAUCAUACAGCUCGUCUGCCACCAGCACAAGCACCAGCACCAGCACCAGCACCAAUACAGACACGGGCACUGACACGCAGCAGCGCAAGUCUAGACGAAAGAGGGCACAAUUGGCUUCCAGACCAGGCGCAGAUCUAGUCGGACCUGCUCAUCCCAUCUCCAACAUUCGUCCUCUGCUCUUGAUCGGCAGCGCAUUCGAAGAAGAUCUUCAUUCCAGCUCCAGCUCCAACAGCCAUGCUUCUCUCCGCACCACCAACGUUUCCCAUCCCUAUUCGCUCUCCGAAUUCAACAGCGAAGGCACAGCCUCCUUCGCAUCUCCCUCCUCUUCCCCCACCUCAUCCGCCUCUGAUCAGCCUCGCGCUACAUCCAAGCUUGGAGCGUGGAGGAGGUCGUUUCUAAGCAGUCCCACUGCCAGUCCCAAUGGUCGCCCUUCCUACUACUACCUCGACCUUCUAUCUCGUCUAGAAGCUGCCGAACUGCGUCAUCGCCUGAACAGAGCCAGAGCAGAAGCUCUUACGCAACGCUUCUGGGCAGACAAUAAUUUGCGCUUCGGAGCUGCUCAAGAUGCGUUCGAGUUGGAAAUGCAGAUUGCAAAAAAAGUCGAAAGAGCUACGCGACACGUGUCCCCUUCCUCCUCCUCCGCCUUCGCUACUGGUAGUGAUGAUGCGUUGACGCCCUUCUAUAGCUCUUGGCUAUCCGCAAACGCAGCUAGACAUCGAGCUUACAACGCUUUGCUUUGGCAACACACUAUCAGGGAUCUGGCCCCCGCUGCCGUUUAUCAGACGCUCAAAGUCUGGGCCAGGGUUGUGCGUCGUUGGGAAAGACUUUUGGGAAGGCUUUGA
Messenger RNA from Ceraceosorus guamensis, 921 nucleotides. RefSeq lists its product as hypothetical. Bases 1 to 921 code for a protein of 306 amino acids. The transcript is spliced from 3 exons. The record is from RefSeq and is a predicted model, not a curated record. Gene Ontology annotation, biological process: intrinsic apoptotic signaling pathway. NCBI's taxonomy places the organism in Eukaryota, Fungi, Basidiomycota, Exobasidiomycetes, Ceraceosorales, Ceraceosoraceae. Gene Ontology annotation, cellular component: mitochondrion.